ACAUGCUGAAUGAAGUCAGUGACACUCUCAGUGAACGGGACGCAGCGACGUUUUUCCCUUCUCGGUUUGGGAAGGAAGGUCUCACUACAGCCGGUGCAGCAUGUGAAAGUCCAACACAGGCGACUUUUUUGUUUUUACACAUUUUGCAGACAGUCUCUGAUCAUUAAGCAAUUCCACCGCACUGAUUUCUUCACUGAAAUGCCGUCAUGCCCCGCGUGAAUGUCAGCUGGAUUAUUACGGUGCUCGCGGUGGAGCUCGCGACACUGUCCGCCGCGCACGCUCACAGCUGUCACGAGGUGAAAACGGCGUUUCAGGUGCGUCAGAUCGGCCAGCUGAAAUGGGUCCCGGAAACACCUGCUACAGAUGUGGACCUGUCGAUAUGCAAGCAUGCUGGGCCAUCAUGUUGUACGCGAAGAAUGGAAGAAAGCUACAGAGCAGCAGUCCUGAGAGACACCUCCCAGAACAUCAGAUCAUACAGCUUUGAGCUGAAAUAUCUUAUUUCUGCACAUGUCGCCGCCUUUCAGGAUACGUUCCAGUCUCUAAUCACCUUCUCUCAGAAUCACCUGACCUCUUUGUUCGAGACCACAUACUCUUCUCUCAUGUCGUCCAUCUCCCCUCACAUCGUCUGCCUCUUCACAGAUCUUUCUCGUUUCCUCCAAGGCACUGGCAAUGUCUCCGUUGAAACCGCCGUCCACUGUUUUUUCGACAGUCUCUUUCCAUUAGUCCACACUCGUAUUGUCAAUCCUGGCAUGGCUGGUAGCAUCGGCGAGGACUCUUCUGAUGCAAACCAGCUUGGCGACUGUCUCCGCAUGACGAGGCAAGACGUUAACCCCUUUGGGCCGCACCCAAAGGUGAUGGCAGAUACGCUUGCAAGUGCAUUGCGAGCUGGCCGGGUGCUCAGCCUGGCGCUUGGCGUUGGGUUGGAUGUGAUGAACAUUACAGAGACGGCGGAGUUGUCCAAGGAAUGCACUAGGGCUCUGGUGCGCAUGCAUUACUGCUCUCAUUGCCGUGGACUCACCCUGAUCCGGGCGUGCAGUGGCUACUGCCUCAACGUCAUGCGCGGGUGCCUGGCCAGCCUCUCAGAACUCCACAACCCUUGGAGACAGUACGUUGCUGUGCUGCAGGAUCUCACACACAUCGUCGCCGGAGCACACAACCUGGAGCUCGCCUUGCUGGGGAUCAGAGGUCAGGUUGAGGAGGCCAUUCUCUACGCUCAGCUCCACGGGCCCAGGCUAACUGCUACGGUGGAUAAGGUAUGCGGUCACUCUUCAAAUGCUUCUUCAACCACAGUCAGGACGUUUCCUCCGACUUCAGUCACCCCUCCACCUGUCAACAGCUCACAGGAUGUUCCAGGAGCCGAUAAGAUCGGCAUGUUGACUCGCCUUCACAGUUCACUCCCUCUGAAAACCUCCAAGAGCGAUAGAGGUAGAACUCUGAAAAUGGUUGCACGGGAGUUUACGGGGUAUAUCUCCCGGUAUAAGUCUUUCUUCUCCAUACUUCCGGAGGCUCUGUGCGAGGGAGAGAUGGGCGUCGAUGAGCUCAUGUGUUGGAGCGGAGAUGAUGUAGUCAAAAGUUAUACUUCAAGAGUGGUGGGCAAUGGAGUUCGUGCUCAAAGACAGAACCCAGAAGUAAGAGUCAGAGGUGCUGACCCCGUGAUUAUGGAUAUCAAAAACAAACUCGAGCUCUUCAACAUGGAAAUCCAACACAUCAUGCCUGGUGUGGGGCACAGGGAGUCCUGGGACGAGACAGGCAGUGGAGAGAGCAGUGGUGAAUGUGAUGAUGAGGACGGUUGUGAAGGUUCCGGAGACUCUGUGGCAUCUCCCACUCUCACAGAAGCUGAUGUAUCCAAAAAACCAGUGAAGGUCUCCUUCAUCGACUCGCCCAUCACCCAGAACAAAUCUUCGUCAGAUGCUUCUUUUUCCAUGGCCAGCUUCAUCAUCAUCAUCCUCGCUCUGGGGCUACACUGGUCCUUCAUCUGAAAGGCCACAAGCGCAUACACACACAAUGAUCACAUGCACACACGGGUGAACAUCAUAAAGAAUUGUCAGGGUCUCAUUUCCCCCAAAAAUCCAAAAAAAAGAAAGAAAUAUAUUUAUAUUUUGUAAUAAAUGUAUGCAUUUUACAAAUUUGCCAUUUUGACAUUAUGAAUUCACAAUUAAAUAAUUCAUGGUUAUAUUUUUUAUUAGCCAUUACUUUGGUUGGCGCGUUUCCAUUACGUUCAAAUUGUGCAAAUGGAAAUUGUGAAUUGAAAAUACACCUAAUGGAAAUGCAUGAGGUGGUUUUUCAGGCAAUGUGAAAAGGGAUGAUUAUCCAAAAAAAAAAAAACAUCAAAGAGGUAUACUUUAUAAAAGUUAAAAGUCAACCACUUGAGCACUUGAGCAAGUGCGUGCUACCAUCUGUGUUGCCAAGUCCAUGAUUGUUUUUGAUGUUGCGGGUUGUAGUGACCCCAAUAACAUCAUAUUUAGGCAAUGGAAUGCGAAUUUACCAGAGGAACCCUGACUGAAAUAGUAUAUUUUACACCCCAGAAUGUAUUUUUUUUAAGGGGCACCACCCAUGAAACAUGUUUUGGCUAGUUUUGAGUAGCAAUUGGGCAGGUUUUGUUAUGACAACCUGGCAACCCUAGCAUGCAUAUUUACAUGAAAUAAUAUAGUGCUCCAAUCAGUUCUUAAUAUAAUGUAUUAAAAACAUUUUGAAUAUUCAAAAUGACAAUGGGCCCUAUCUUCCUAUAUUCCGAAAUAGGUCUACUUCAGUGUCUGAAGAACGACAGACAAAAGACGCUCCAUGUCUUAACCUUUAAUUAAAACGCAGAACAGCUGUAUCACAUGCGCACUAGUCUAACGAACUUGUCUCUCUCUACUGGAUCUUUGACUCUCUGCAUUUACCCAACAUAAACAGCACUUUCAUAAUGAUUAUGAAGUCUUUGCGCUACACUACAUUCUUUAUUAUUAAACAAAGUAAUUAGAAAAACGACGGAAAUAGUGGGUUCACAGCGAAUUAUCAGAACUUCUUCAGUAAAACAGUUUUAUUGUGCUUUAUCCGGAAACCUAAGUAUGCAUCACAUAUUAAAAAAAAUAAAUAAAAAAAACUAGAUAUUUUGAGCACUCAAUUGAAAAUGUACAUAUAACAUAUCAAUCAUACUUACAAGUUGUGGUUCGGAGAUGCUUGUUGAUCCAAAUAAAGAAGAUAAUGAAGAUAAAAGGCAACAUUUGAGUACGUAUACAGGCAGAAGAUUCGAAAAUAUAAUGACUCGUUAAGGUGAUUCUGAGUCGACUCUUUCUUUUGAGGGACAAUAUCUUUAUUCAUCAUGCACUUUUUUGAUUAAUAACUUUGCAGACUGUUUACAUUGAUGGAUAGCUAACUUACAAAGUGCAAAAGAGAUCUUUUUCAAAAACCAGUAUGACCUGCUCUUUAAUAUAAUUUCUUGUUUCUUUCUUUUGAUUUUGGGGUGAAAUAUGUAAUUUCCUGACUGUUCAUAUGUGUUCUCCCACACUGUCUCCCUACAUAUUCACAUUGCAAGGUUUCUUCAUUAUGUUCCCAGGCCCAUUAUGUGGAAGACUCCAGCAGGGAGAAUAGCUGUUUAAAUGUUAGCACUCUUCACAGACGUCUAAUAUCAGGACACAACUGUUAUCAUCACUGACUGGGACUGUGGAAUGCAUGAGAAAAUAUGUGCAUCUGUGGAAACCGCUCAUGACCACACAACAAAAAGAAAACAGAAUCUGUAUACCUAGUAAGCAAGGGAUUUUACCACCACACACACACACACACACACACACACACACACACACACACACACACACACACACAGAGCAUUAUUGAAUGAAACUAUGAAUGAUAUGCACAUUGUACUAUGUAUAUAGUUUGAACUGGCGCUGAAUUUAUAGGACAACAAAUGUUUAAGUAUCACACAGACUUUUUUUUAAAGGUGCUGUAUGUAAGUUUUUGACUCUACUAAAGCAUAUAAAUACCAUAAUAUGUUUGCAGAUAUUUAAGAAACAUGCUAAUUUAUCAUACUUGUUUAUCUAAAAAACAAUGCUACAGUCAAUUAUAAUCCUUUGAAAAUGUGUUUUCUGGGCCAGAACUGCCCACUGCCAGUUUACCCAAUUGUAUUUCGACACCCCGGGUUGCCAGUUGGUGGAAAACACAGCAUAUUUAAUUUAAUUCAUUGGGCCCUAUUUUAACGAUCUGAAACGCAAGUGUCAAAGCGCGAAGCGCAAGUAAGUUUGUGGGCGGGUCUCGGCGCUGUUGCUAUUUUCCCGGCGGGAUAAAUGGCUCUUGCGCCCGGCGCAAAUCUAAAGUGGGUUGGUCUGAAGCAGCUUCAUUAUUCAUAGGUGUGGUUUGGGCGUAUCGUGAAAUAAACCAAUCAGAGCGUCAUCCAACAUUCCCUUUAAAAGCAGGUGCGCAAGCUCCAUUAUGGAUUGCUAUUAUUAUGGCGUAUUUACCAGGCGCACGCCAGGAGCGGUUCACAGCCGAGGAGACUGAUGUUCUUGUAAGAGCAGUGAAAGACAGAGAAGUUGUGUUGUAUGGGGAUGGGAGAAUAAUUAGCCUGAAUAAUUUGUAAGCUAGAUUUAUGCCUAUUUUGUUCACAUCUUCGUGGCACACCACAAUGAUUUCCGUCAUCUCAUGUGUUAAUAUUUUUUUAGUGUAACAAUUUAUGAUUUGCAAAAAUAACUGUUGCAUCUGUGUAGACAUGAGCAAAGUGUAUGCGCGUUGUGCACGCUAUACAUUAUGGUCAAGCAUGCGCCCUUAAAAUAGCAUAAUGAACAACGCGCAACGCGCCACUGACUUUAGACUAGGUUUUUUCUGGUCAGUGGCGCAAUUGUUUAAUGGAACAGCAAAAUAGCACCAGGGAUUGUUUGCGCCGGAACACGCCUCCUUUUUUGCGCUGAACCGCAGAGGGAGCGCAAGUUCAUUCACUAGUUUAGCGACGUGCUUCUGUGGAGGAAAAAGCGCGCUUUGCGCGGGUGCAAAAUAGGAAUGACACAUGCGUCGGUGUACAAAGUCAAUUGCGCUGGGUGCAAGAUAGGGCCCAUUGUCAGGUAUGCUCGUUCCUGUUGGGUGUCGUCAAUCUGGCAACCCCUGUGUGAAGAGGAGGGGCCGCGAUUAAAAAAUCCCUCUUCAAUAUUUUGAAUUUGGACUGCAAUACCUUGUUCAAUCACUCAGUGUCAAUCCUACAUACAGCAACUUUAAGGUUGUUUCAGCUGUGACUGAAACCCACACAAACACAUAGUUAUAAUAACAUACAUCUUACAAAAUAUUGGCAAUGUUCUUGGGCUUUGCUGUAUCCUGUUUGCACGACAUGGAUUUAAAGGGCUCAAAGCAUCCCUUUAAUACUUAACUUUUUUUUUUUAAUUCCUGCAUUUAGCUUCCAAGUGCACAGAUUUUCUAAGAAAACACACUUUUAACUUAAAGAUGAUAGUUUAUUAAACAUAUUUGAUAUAUUGUGUCAUUUGGAGUAUACCCUGUCAGUUUCAUGAGGUUCAUAUUUUACAGAAUUACAUAUUUGAAAUUGCACUAAACUUGCUUUAUUCAAACUAAAAAAAAAAAAAAAAAACUAAAAAAAAAAAAACAUUUCCCACCCAAAAGUGUGGUACAGGUUUGUGUGAACGUUUAAUGAAAAAGAAAAAAAAAAAAAAAAAAUCACAGAUAUGCAGAAUGCCUUUCUUUUAUAAAUAAUGAACUUAAAGCAAAGCAAUGCAAGAUGUUUAGAGAUACCAAAUAUUUUCUAUAAUAGCUUCUUUAGCAAUCUGUUCAUAGCAACAUAAAAACAUUUUUAUUUCCUAUUACAUGUUAACAUUUAAGAGUCAGUAUUAAAACAUUGCUAUAGUUCUUACACAGAAGCAAAAGAAGGUCUAAUGAGUCUGUAAACAUUUUUUAUGUUUAAGCGCUUUCUUUUUGUUGUUUUUGUUGUUGUAGUUGCUGUGUCUGAUUGCACAUGAAUUGCUACAUUUGAUUUCCCUCAUGCAUCUCUGAUGUGGGUUCUAUAAUGUUUUUAUAUGAACGUUCAUGAAUCUUCAUACAUUCUUACAUUUGCAAGCCAACCAUUUAGCCUCAGAUAACACAGAUACACCUACAGGGUUUUAAAUAACAGGGGUUUAAACCCCCCAAAUUAGAGACAGAACAAAGGGUUUGGGGUUUUACCUUGUGCUUUCCAUAAGGUCCAAUUUUGGGUUGUUCUUUGAGAAUGUCAGGUCAUUAUCAUUUUAUUAUAGCAAAUAUCACAAAUGUAUGUCAAAAAGAUUAUAUAAAAGAUUUUAAAAUGGUAAACCAUUGUCUUAUAUGCUCAGCAAAUAAAUAAAUAAAAAUAAAAUAUUGGGAUUGCAUGAAGAUCUUAGAAUAUUAAAGAAGAAUAAGAGGAUUUCAUCCCCAAAUAAGAAAAAUGCUGUUAUUGUUUAAUAAACUUCACCCUCAGAAUAUUGUUAAAAAGUUCACCUGUUGUUUUAUGCAGAAGAAAGUCAUAGGCUACAAGUUUUGAAUGACAACAGGGUCAGUAAAUGACAGAAUAUUAAUUUGGGUAAAUUGUUUCUUUAAUAUUGCACUCCACAAUGUAUCUAUAAAUAUUCCUUUAUUUAAAAAUAAAUGUUGUUGAAGGACAUUGUGUAGUUCGCACCCUGAAUAGAGUUAUGUAAUGCCAUGCAAAGCCGAUGUUUUUACACCAAUGUUGCAAACUGUCAUUUCUGUGUACGACUGUAAAAUGGAUUGCGAUUACAGCUUGUUUGCUGUGUUUUUUUUUUUAUUUGUUUGUUUGUUCAUGCUUUGGUUGGUACAGUUGAACACGUAUGGCUCAGCGAAUUAAGCUACUGAAAAUCUAUCAGAUAUACACAGCGCAUAUAAAAAGUUGGUUAAACGGCUAAUAAAGUGAUUCUCUGCUCAA
This is a messenger RNA of Carassius gibelio (silver crucian carp), 6871 nucleotides long. It is a transcript of the gene gpc5c, whose product is annotated as glypican 5c. The record is from RefSeq and is a predicted model, not a curated record. Gene Ontology annotation, cellular component: extracellular region; plasma membrane; cell surface. Bases 207 to 1979 code for a protein of 590 amino acids. Gene Ontology annotation, biological process: cell migration; positive regulation of canonical Wnt signaling pathway; regulation of protein localization to membrane. NCBI's taxonomy places the organism in Eukaryota, Metazoa, Chordata, Actinopteri, Cypriniformes, Cyprinidae. The transcript has 9 exons.